Coccinella septempunctata (seven-spotted ladybird) is the source of this 1776-nucleotide messenger RNA. Its product is annotated as venom serine carboxypeptidase-like. Gene Ontology annotation, biological process: proteolysis. Bases 187 to 1596 code for a protein of 469 amino acids. The transcript has a single exon. The record is from RefSeq and is a predicted model, not a curated record. Gene Ontology annotation, molecular function: serine-type carboxypeptidase activity. NCBI's taxonomy places the organism in Eukaryota, Metazoa, Arthropoda, Insecta, Coleoptera, Coccinellidae.
UGAUAAACAAACAUAUUAUAGUGAUCUAUUUAUUAAUCGGCUUUUUUGUAUGAGUUCGCAUUGACCAAACGUUGUUCGUUAUUGAACUUCGAUUGACCUUUAUUGAUAAGUGUAUUACCGAGUCCAUGAAGAUCUGAGAGAAAUUCGAAACGAAUAAUUGUCUCUUUGUUGAACAGUUCAAGAAGAAUGAAGUCCAUCCUAGGUGUUAUUAUUCUAUUAUUUCAUGGAUCACAUACAGCAUUUCCGAAUUUUUACCCUAAAAUGAAGCCCUUUCCAUUAGAUGUUACUGAUGAUCCGGGUGAGCCACUGAUUUUAACACCAUUAAUUGAAGAAAACAAAAUAGAAGAUGCCUUAGCUGCUUCUGAGGUACAUUUUAACGGAUUUAAGAAUAAAAAGAGUUAUUCUGGUUACUUCACAGUCAACAAGCCUUAUAAUUCUAAUCUAUUCUUCUGGUUCUUCCCUUCUGAAAAUGAAUUUGAAAAUGCACCAGUGGUAUUAUGGUUACAAGGAGGACCUGGUGCAUCAUCAAUGAUUGGAUUAUUUGCAGAAAAUGGUCCUUUUUCUGUGAAAACUAAGAAUGGUUUGAAAUUGCGGCAAUAUUCAUGGACACAGACACACUCGGUUAUCUACAUAGAUAGUCCAGUUGGUACAGGGUUCAGUUUCACAAAUGAAGGAGGGUAUGCCCAAAAUGAAACCCAAGUAGGCGAAGAUCUAUAUAAUGCAUUAGAACAGUUCUUUUUACUUUUCCCAAAGCUACAGAGCAACCCAUUUUUUGUAACAGGGGAAUCUUAUGGAGGAAAGUAUGUACCUGCAAUUUCCUAUGCAAUUCAUAAGAAUAAUCCAACUGGAAAAGUAAAAAUAAAUUUACAGGGUCUUGCUAUCGGCAAUGGUCUCACUGAUCCUAUAAACCAAUUGAAGUAUGGUGAUUAUUUGUAUCAGCUUGGGUUGAUUGAUACCCAAGCACUUGCUGAUGUUAAAAACUAUGAACAAGAAGGUAUUAAAUACAUCCAGAAUAAAGAUUGGGUUAAAGCUUUCCAGUUAUUCGAUAAUUUACUAAAUGGAGAUCAAAAUAAUCAUACUUCCUACUUCAAAAAUGUAACAGGAUUCGACAAUUACUUCAACUUUUUAUACCCAGUUGAACCUGAUCGAGAAUUUGACUUGUUGGCUACCUAUUUGGAGAGAAACGACAUACAUGCUGCCAUACACGUUGGUGGUACUAAAUUUCAAGCAGAAAAUCCAAAAGUAGAAGUAAAUCUAAUGGAAGAUGUUAUGCAAUCUGUUGCACCAUGGGUCUCUGAAUUAUUGAACUAUUACAGAGUCUUGAUAUACAAUGGACAGUUGGAUAUAAUUGUUGCAUAUCCUUUGACUGAAAAUUACCUAAAGAAUCUUCAGUUUAGCGGCGCAGAUGAGUAUAAAACAGCAAAACGAUUAAAAUGGCAUGUUGAUUCAGAUUUAGCUGGAUAUGUGAAGCAAGCUGGAAAUUUAACAGAGGUACUAGUAAGAAAUGCUGGACAUAUGGUACCUCAUGAUCAGCCUAAAUGGGCAUUCGAUUUGAUUAAUAGAUUUACAAGGAACAAACCUUUCAAUUUCAAUUGAAUUAUAUCUAUAGGAUUGUUGACUUUGUUAUUUGGAAUAUGUUAGCCUUGUAAAAUUGAUAUUAUUUUUUAAGUACUCAGAUCAUGUUAAUACUUCAAAUUAUUUUUUUAUCAAGAAUGAAUUGGAAAAUGAAUCAGAUGUGUAUUCAUAAACAAAUAAAACAAUGUACCUUUUGAGUUA